Molecule: messenger RNA, 231 nt
Organism: Didymodactylos carnosus
Lineage: Eukaryota; Metazoa; Rotifera; Eurotatoria; Philodinida; Philodinidae
Source: the annotation of a GenBank genome assembly
AUGAAUCAGAUCUUGCUACGUCUACCGAAGUCUUCCGUCUUAUCGAUAUUAGAAGAAUUUCAAAAGUUGAACUUAUCUGAUACAUUUGAAGAAGGACUGUUUAUAUCCGAGAAAGAAAUACAUAUACAGGUAGAUAACGAAGAUGAAGAAGAAGCUGGCUAUUUCCUUAGUGAUGUGGAAGAUGAGGUGGAUCAAGAACAGCAUGAAAACAGAGCCAGUGGCUCGGACUAA